Molecule: messenger RNA, 547 nt
Organism: Colletotrichum destructivum
Lineage: Eukaryota; Fungi; Ascomycota; Sordariomycetes; Glomerellales; Glomerellaceae
Exons: 1
Coding region: 187-537 (116 amino acids)
Source: RefSeq, a predicted model, not a curated record
UGAAGAAGAAAAAAGACACCGGCCGGUGAGGGUGUGUGGCAUGUAGUAGACCCGACAUCAGCCUUGCUGGGCAUGUUUUGCAUACACAAUCUCCGUCUGCCAUGCUGGGCUUGACAGCCAGCAUGCCUGCCUCUUCUCAGUCUUCCAUCCGUACCAACAACACCAAUACCAACCCCCUCUUAUGAUAUGUCAAAGUCUCUGCCUCGCCUCCACUUCGCCCCGGGCGGACGCACCGGCCGAUACGGAACCCAGGCCCGGGAACGCGGCGGCCUCGGGCCCCGAAAAAAAAAACCCCCCCCCGUUGGCGUUCUUCCCCAUUUUCCGGAAGGGCGCGCGCUCUUCUGGCCCGGGGCCCGUUGGGACGCAAUACGAUGGUAUACAUAUAUCUGCUUUCAUGCUUCAAACGCGCGCUCGUUCGCAACUCCGGCACCCGAUGCCAUUGACCAUUCGCUCCGACGGAAAGUCCCAAGGGGCCGUGGGCAAGGCAUCAAACCGAUGACCAUGCCUGGCCGUAACCACUGCAGGCGCGCGGCGUAGGAGGGCGGGC